This is a messenger RNA of Sorex fumeus (smoky shrew), 846 nucleotides long. It is a transcript of the gene GPX1, whose product is annotated as glutathione peroxidase 1. Gene Ontology annotation, molecular function: glutathione peroxidase activity. Gene Ontology annotation, cellular component: mitochondrion; cytosol. The record is from RefSeq and is a predicted model, not a curated record. The transcript is spliced from 2 exons. Gene Ontology annotation, biological process: response to selenium ion; glutathione metabolic process; response to hydrogen peroxide. Lineage: Eukaryota; Metazoa; Chordata; Mammalia; Eulipotyphla; Soricidae.
UGCGGCCCGCGCGGACCCCUGUUCCGGGCUGUGCUCUCCCCGCGGCUGGGACGUGCUCGCCAUGUGUGCAGCUCCGGCGGCGGCCGCAGUAGCGGCCCAGCGCUCCGUGUACGCCUUCUCGGCACGCCCGCUGACCGGCGGGGAGCCCGUGAGCCUGGGCUCCCUGCGGGGCAAGGUGCUGCUCAUUGAGAAUGUGGCGUCGCUCUGAGGCACAACCAUCCGGGACUACACUCAGAUGAACGAGCUGCAGCAGCGCUUCGGGCCGCGGGGUCUGGUGGUACUUGGCUUCCCGUGCAACCAGUUCGGGCAUCAGGAGAACACGAAGAACGAAGAGAUCCUGAAUUCCCUCAAGUACGUUCGCCCGGGCGGCGGGUUCGAGCCCAACUUCCUGCUUUUCGAGAAGUGCGAGGUGAACGGCGCGCAGGCGCACCCCCUCUUCGCGUUCCUGCGGGAGGCCCUGCCCGCGCCCAGCGACGAUGCCACUUCGCUCAUGACCGACCCCAAGUUCAUCACCUGGUCUCCCGUGUGCCGCAACGACGUCUCCUGGAACUUCGAGAAGUUCCUGGUGGGCCCCGACGGCGUGCCCGUGCGCAGGUACAGCCGCCGCUUCCCCACCAUCGACAUCGAGCCAGACAUCGAGGCGCUGCUGGCAAAGCAGCCGCUGUCCGCCUAGGGUGCCCCGGCAGCACCGUGCAGCCCUUGGGGGCUCCCGUCCUUGACGGUGUUUCUCUAAACCUGAAUGGAGAAACACCCGAUGCCCCGGGAAACCCCCCCAAGAUUGGCGCGGGCCCUGCCCCUCUCCCCGACCAAGAUUUCUCACUAAUAAAGUGUCUUCUUGCCAAAGAA